This is a messenger RNA of Saccostrea cuccullata (small rock oyster), 1488 nucleotides long. RefSeq lists its product as uncharacterized. NCBI's taxonomy places the organism in Eukaryota, Metazoa, Mollusca, Bivalvia, Ostreida, Ostreidae. The transcript has 5 exons. The record is from RefSeq and is a predicted model, not a curated record. Bases 84 to 416 code for a protein of 110 amino acids.
AGGUUACGUUAUAUAAUACAUUGGAAAUCUGAACCAGCCAAGAGUAAACACAAUUCCUAGGAGAGAAACAGAAAAGUGUGAAAAUGGCUGCAAUGACUGAAUUGAAUGCUGACUUUGGCAGGGAAACAGAUAAUGAUGCAGAGGUAGUACUUUCAAAGACUGAGAUGCAGAGGAAAAGAACCCUGAAAGACAUAAAGUUCUCAGAUCACAUGCAGUCUAUAGAAAAGAUACAUACAGGAACAUCCCUCGACAUAAGAAUUACAAUCAAUGGUGAAUUGUAUGGAUAUGAUAUUCCAAUACCAACAGGAGAGAGAAUAUACCCAGACAAAACAGUUCUAGACCCAAGUAACGAUACAAUCAAGGUCAAAAUUUUCAAGGAAACCUUAUUCAGUCUGAAGAGCGCCAUGAUGAGAUGAACCAGGAUUUAGUGUGUGAUAAACACACACCAAUCAUGCGUAUGGUGUAAGAGGUACAUUGUUGGUGGUGACAGUUGUAUCCACAUUUCUGUUCUUAUGUAUUCCAUUAUUAAUCAAAGCUUUUUUUAAAAUGUAGAUGUGUCUUUUUGUCUAAAAGAGGACGGAUUUUAAUUCAUGUAUUUGUAUUAUAAAGUACUUUCUUCUUUAUUUGAAAUUAAAGAAACUACAAUUCUUAGACUUUAUUUACCAGGUCCAAUUAUAUUUUAUAGCUGUACAUUAUUUUCAUAUCAUUAUUAUUUAAACACGAUAAAUGUAUCUACCUGUGCAGACAAAAAUUGCUUCAAGACUGUGAUUCACGAUUAUGCUUUUUACUGGAAACAAAUAUCUUAAAUCCAUGAAAUGUGUAAAUAAAAUAAGAUGAAAGUGUUUUAAUCUAAUUAAAAUUUUAGAUCCUCUUGCACAUUAUAUAAAAAUAGAUUUAAGAUCGUAAGCUGCGAGUGCGAACGGAUCUAACAUCUAAUAUUUACUAGACUGAGAGUGUUUUUAAGGAAUUUAGUUCCAUUUGUUAACUAUCUAUAAGGGGCUUCUAGUAAGAGUAUUGAUAUAACACCCAUCGUAGUUAAAACUUUUAUUCAUAUUUUGUUCAAAUACAUAUUUUUUUAAUUCCAAAAAGACCUUUCAAAUUCCAGGAAAAAAGAAAAUAUAUGUACUCAUAGUAGUUUUGUUCUUCUCAAUAAGUCGGAUUUUAUUUAGUAAUACAUAAUAUGUUUAUCUUUUAUUAAUAAAAGAUUAAAAAAAAAAAAACCAAAGUCUGAUUUAACGCUCUAUUCUGGAUAUUCUUUUGCAUUACAUCAGGUUCUGAGCUAUGCAUCGGCCUUUCGUUUCUUCCUUGAUACUGAUAAGUUGAAAAUAAUCGACACGUACAUGACAACGGGAAAUUUUACAACUAACUGAACCAUGCGAUAAUAUGCACUUAAUAUUCAUGUCAUAGAAAUAUGACGUUUCCUUUUCCCUGCAAGCAAUUUAUAGCACAGUUUACAAAUUUUUCUUCAAAUUAAGUGAAAAUAAUACG